This is a messenger RNA of Acanthosepion pharaonis, 1527 nucleotides long. Lineage: Eukaryota; Metazoa; Mollusca; Cephalopoda; Sepiida; Sepiidae. The record is from the annotation of a GenBank genome assembly.
AUGGCAACGAACCCGCAAGUAGUACCUGGCAAUUCAACUACUCAAGAGUACAUUGUUAGAGUUCCAAGGGACAGAAAGAAACGAUUAUGUAUGUUUAAAUUUGGUGUCAAUUCUGAUGUUGAUUUUACAAAAUAUACCAAUGUUCGUUUGGAACGUGAGAAUAAUUUGCGUGAGUAUAAGUCUGCUAAUGACAUUGAUGUCAUGCCCAAAUUUGGUGCUGGCAGUGAGUUUGGCCGUGAGGCAAAAGAAGAGGCACGACGUAAAAAAUACGGUGUGAUGUUGAAGAAGUACAAACCUGAGGACCAACCUUGGCAUAUGAAAAUUGGUUCUAAACAACAUUGUAAAAGGUACAAAGGUGUGAGAGAGGGUACAAUAUCUGACAACACCUCCUAUUUCAUCUUUACCCAGUGUGCCGAUGGAGCAUUUGAAGCUUUUCCAGUUGAACACUGGUAUAAUUUCAACCCUGUGAUUAAAUAUCGAUAUCUUAAUGUUGAGGAAGCUGAGGAAGAGUUCAAAAAGCGAGAUAAAACGAUGAAUUUGUUUUCUGUCAUGUUACGGAAGAAGCUACGACCUGAAGACACAGAUAUUGAUGUUGAUGAAGGAGAAGAGAAAAAAUUGAAGGCUAAAACUAAAAAAGAAAAAGAUUUUCUUUUAACUGAUUUGGAUGAUUGGGCUGUGAUGUCUGAUGAAGAUGAUGAUAGAGAUGAGAGAGAAGAAAGUGAUAAAGAAGAUAAACCUGAAAAAGUAACCAAAAAAGAUACUAAAUCAGCUAAGACUAAAAAGAACUCCAAAAGUAACUCAGAUGAUGAAGCCAUUGAGGAGAGUGAUGAAGGUGACUAUGAUGACAGAGAACUUGACUACAAUACAGAUUCAGCAAGUAGUGUGUCAGAAGUUGAAGAUCGUGACAAAGAAGAAAAAUAUGAAGAAAAAGGUGUAGAUGAGGAGGCUGGUUUGAGGAAACUUAUAGAUUCUGAGGCCAGCAGUGAUGAAGAGGAAAACAAAAAUGAAGAUGAAGAAAAUGAUGAAACUAAAGAUGAAAAGGCCAAAAAAGAGAGUGACAGCAGCAGUUCGUCAUCUGGCAGUGAUUCUGACUUGGAGGAAAGAUUGUUUUCUGUUGAUAGUCGUUCAAAGAAACUUCAUUCUAAAAAGAACUCUAACACUAGCCAGCAGCGAUCAGUCACUCCUACAGUUGUAGAAUCAGAAGACAAGAAUGAUGCUGUUAAAUCUGGUCAGAAAAGAAAAGCUGAACCUGAAGUGGUUACUAAUAACAAUAAGAAGGUCAGGACAGAAAGUCCAAUAACAACUUCCUCUUCCUCCAGUGAGGGUAUUUCUGAAGAGGCCAUUCGACGUUACCUGAUGCGAAAGCCAAUGAGUACUAAGGACCUGUUGCAGAAGUUCAAAUCUAAAAAACUAAACCUAUCCAAUGAACAGCUAACCACCAGCAUAGCACAACUAUUGCGCAAGAUAAACCCUGACCGGCAGAUUAUCAACAAGACAUUGUACUUGUCUCUGAAAAAGCCAGACUAA